AUAUGUGUAUAAAGUUUGGCAGUGCAUUUUGAAUGGCUGAUGACAUGACCCUAUUUGGCUUUUCCUGCACACAAAAGAAAAACGGAUGUGAUGGGGCUGUGUUGGGGUUGAAGAUCACAGUCGUUGUGGGAGCUUUCUUUCUGCAGUUUGGCUCAUCCGCACAGGUGUGCACAGGAGGAAAAAAGAAUUGGAAAUGGACGCCCUCGAUGACGAACAGACCCAGGAGAAAGUGCCUUGUUUUUUGAUCCAGAUGUAUCAUCCAGAACAAGGCAAUUUAAAUGUUUUCAACUUCAUCAAAUUCAACGAAAAGCGAAAUUAUAAAUCGUACGAGACAAUGACCUUUGGUCGGAAAGACACCUGCAAUGUCCGACUGAGCCACCCAAGAGCUUCCAGGUUACAGUUUCAAAUUGAAGCUUUCCUUACGCCAGAUAAUUCAAGACUUCAGUUCGAAGUCAAAAAUCUGAGUGACAGAUUUUUAUUGUAUCUCAAUGGCCAAGAACUGAGUUACUUACAGAAGCACCAUCUGCCUUGGAGUUGUAAUCUCAGGUUCAGUGAGUUUGAGUUUUAUUUGGAGCAAGAAGAAGGGGAAACAGUGAUGCAGUAUGAUGUUACAUUUCAGAAGAGGACCCGCGUCCCUUGUGAAAAUGAAAGCCCCAGCGUUUCUUCUCAGUUUGAAAUGCCUUAUCAGAACCUGCAUCGCAUAUUCCAGGAGCCGGUGGAAGUUGGUGAAGACCUUGAGCUGCAUAUGGUUUCCUAAAAGAGCAAGAAUGCACGACCAUUUUGUAUGUAAGCCUGGCUCGGUUGGUAGCACUCUCCCUCCUCCCGACUCAGAAGGUU
This is a messenger RNA of Callorhinchus milii (elephant shark), 837 nucleotides long. RefSeq names its product TRAF-interacting protein with FHA domain-containing protein A-like. Gene Ontology annotation, molecular function: protein binding. NCBI's taxonomy places the organism in Eukaryota, Metazoa, Chordata, Chondrichthyes, Chimaeriformes, Callorhinchidae. The transcript has 2 exons. Gene Ontology annotation, biological process: canonical NF-kappaB signal transduction. Bases 194 to 757 code for a protein of 187 amino acids. The record is from RefSeq and is a predicted model, not a curated record.